AUGCAUGUUGUAGUCGCGGAGUACCUCGAGAUCAAUUACAUGCAAAUGAAAGAGAAAUUUGGAGUGCCGUGGAUCAAGAAAAACACUCAACAACGAAUGCUUAUAAAGAAAACAAUUGCAACCAACCGCGCGAGGAAAUUGAAUCAGCUUUCGAAGAGUUCAAUUUGGGAACAUGCCUCAAAGAAAAUUUCUCAUUAUGACUUAAACUUGAUUUUCAUCAGCAAUGGUGGCUUCACCAACCUUAAAAUCCGAUGUUUUUUGGAAACUACUAUCAAAAAGUAUCAAAAGGUGAUGUACAUGUAUCAAAAAGUGAUGUCCAUUUAUCAGCCCCUGAUAUUUUUCAUGACUUGCGUAAGAUACAGUGCUAUUUUUUCCGAAAAGGUUCCUACGACCAAACAGGGCUUUAAGCAUUUAGGUCCAAAGCCUCUCGCCUAUACUGAGAAAAAACGUGAAACUACUAAACAAUCCACAAAAAAUAAGGUAUUUCAACUCAAAGACCAAGGCCGGGGCAAAUAAUUAGUUUUUGUUGAUGUGUUAACGCAGAGCAGCUAAAAACUAGGAUCGAAGAAAGGAUGUCACGCAAAUAAUCCAUUAGUGCGACGACAAGCGAUGUCUCAUCGCCCCAAGCC
Messenger RNA from Marchantia polymorpha subsp. ruderalis, 629 nucleotides. The record is from the annotation of a GenBank genome assembly. Lineage: Eukaryota; Viridiplantae; Streptophyta; Marchantiopsida; Marchantiales; Marchantiaceae.